AUGGCAUGCGCGGGUUGGGAGAAACGGCCCGAAGGCAGGUUGAAGGAGGAUAGCGGCCGAUGGGGACGUCGACCUCCUUUCACAGGCUUCAGGUUUGGAAAGCCAAAAAUCCCGCCACCUUCCGAUACACAUUUGUUGUCAUGUCUACCCCCUGGUAAGCCUGUGGACUGGAACCAAUGCUGGCUGUUUUUUACCUCUGCGCCGCAGCCAGCAGUGCAGAUAUCAGGUUGUUGUAGCGUUGUCACGGGCGCAGCCGCCUCAGCCCAGACUGCGGGCUCCAAUGCUGUCGCUGGCCACGCCAUCCAUGGCUUGACUGCGGGAUCGAUUCGAGUCAGCCAACAUCACGCCAAUUGA
Bipolaris victoriae FI3 is the source of this 354-nucleotide messenger RNA. RefSeq lists its product as hypothetical. Lineage: Eukaryota; Fungi; Ascomycota; Dothideomycetes; Pleosporales; Pleosporaceae. The transcript has a single exon. Bases 1 to 354 code for a protein of 117 amino acids. The record is from RefSeq and is a predicted model, not a curated record.